Molecule: messenger RNA, 1029 nt
Organism: Aureobasidium subglaciale EXF-2481
Lineage: Eukaryota; Fungi; Ascomycota; Dothideomycetes; Dothideales; Saccotheciaceae
Exons: 2
Coding region: 1-1029 (342 amino acids)
Source: RefSeq, a predicted model, not a curated record
AUGGCGACCCCCAAUCCACUUGCCGAUAACUCGUCGGACCCCACGCCUGUGUCAUCCAAAAGCUACACAAUUGCCGGCGUACAUACAACAGUGUACGGAAUCGACGAGCUUGCAUCGUCAGCAAAGGAAGUCGCAGUAUUAUGGCUUCUUCACCCUCGUCUGCAAGUCCAGUCUAUCAUGGCUCCUAUCGCAGCUGCCUCGAUUCACGACUGGAAUGGCCGAUCAGCUUCGAGGUCAAAGGGCCUCAUCGCCGUCUCUUUUGAUCAGCGUAACCACGGCACGCGAGAGGUUAAUGCUCUGGCAAAUGAGAGCUGGAAGAAGGGCAACCCUACGCAUGCUCAAGACAUGUUCUCCAUCUUCCACGGCACCGCGCAAGACACUUCGAUGCUGAUAGACUUCCUGUCCUCAUACGUCUUCCCCGACUCCUCAAGAAGCAUCACAAAGCACCUUGUCCUCGGCAUCUCACUUGGUGGCCACUCAACCUGGCAAUGCAUCUUGCACGACCCUCGCAUCACCACUGCAGUUGUCGUCAUUGGCUGUCCAGACUACAAGUUCCUGAUGGCGGACCGCGCAAAGAAGUCGAAACUCUCAACAUGGACAUCAUCAGAGGGCAAGGUCUUCCUCGGCUCGACAGACUAUCCCCAAGGCUUGUGCGAUGCCACCGACAGAUGGGACCCCAAGUCAUUCCUUGUGGGAGACAAGCUUCAACCAACCGACGACCAGAAAAAGACUUUGCGACCCCUGAUCAAGGAAAAGCUGGGAGGCAAGCACAUUUUGUGUCUGUCCGGCGGAAAGGACAAGCUCGUACCAUACACUUGCAGCGCCCCCUUCCUGGACUGGAUGAAGAGCGGACUUGACAAGAAGGACGGCUGGUUCAGUGACCAGGGCAUUGUGCUCGAGGACAUUGUGGAUGAGACUGCAGGCCAUGAGUACAGUGCGAAGAUGAAGGUCGAAGCCGUUAGGUUCAUUUCUGAAAACCUCGCUGGCGAGGGCAGCUUGAAGGCUGGCACCAGAACCUCCAAGAUUUGA